ACAUCAGUUUGCCAUGCGGAUUUGUGCAAGUCUCGUACAGGACUUUCCUACAUACGUGCUACCUUCCGCCUAACACUUCCUUGGCCUCUAACCUCCUCCCGUUCUCCAGCCACUCAACACGACCUGUAUCCCAUCAGCUCAGCCUCCUGUGCAAAGCACGCAAAAGGAUUAGUACAGCUUGCAGGAGUGAGUGACCAGUAUCUAACAGCGAUCAAGGCCAGAACAAGCCUGCAAGAUGCAAACCACAAAAUAGAUGUUGUUUCAUGUGUUGGUGAUGGUUGCUGCCUGCGAAAUACAUCUCCUUCAAGCUACCUCCAAGCAUAUUAAUGAGUGGGUUCCUAUGCCGAACAACAGCGCCUGCAUUCCCGUGGACACCUAUGCACCAUGGCCCUAUGUCAGACAAUCCCUCAAUGAGCUCUUCAGAAUGAACAUUAUGCCAUCCUACGGUGCACCACCAUUACCUGUACGCAUGUGUCUCCACAACCUCGCUCCUUGCAACGCCAACGACUACUGUGGCAUGAAGAAUGAGACUGAAAGGGAAGUUAACAUGUGCGUAAUCACCAACACGACACAUCCUAAAGUGAACCAGAAGCAGUUGGUUCUUAAGUACUUGGAGCAUAGCAGUUGUGAGUGCCUCAACUUUGAGAACUACAAUAAUAAGGUGGUAAAGGACUUUUAUACUACUCCCACCAUCACCAAUGCUGAAAUUCACGACGGUUGUGAGAUGCCUGAAGAAAACCACAGCUCAUCCGUCCAACAGGUUUACCUCUCAACAAUGUUGUUUACCUUUUUCCUUGGUGUACUAUGUACGUAAUCCCCUCAGAGAAUCCGUAGUUUGGAAAUUAGGAGGUGCGGGGUUACUAAAAAUAUUAUCCAGAGGGCUGAGGAGGGGUUAUUGAGGAGCUUCCGACAUUUAGAGAGGCUGGAACGAAAUAUAAUGACUUAGAGAAUGUAUAAAUCUGUAGUGGAAGGAAGGCGGGGUAUGGGUCGGCCUAGGCAACGUUGGAGGGAGGGGGUAAAGGAGAUUUUGUGUGCACAGGGUAAGACUUGUCCUGCUCUCAAAAUCAGCAUAUAAAAAAAUCACAAACGGCUCCAACACUACAUGGUAUGAUCGCCCAUAAGAAGAGGGCCACCAGCCAGCCUCUCGCCUCGCGCCAUUCUCCACCAAUCACAAGCCAGUCAACACCUCGCGCUGAUGAGAUGCACACAGCAGUGCUUCCAUGUCAUCGAUCAAGCUUGCCUGCGUAUCCUGACUCUCAAGCUCAUUCCUGCAAAACUCCUUCACGUUCAGCUCUGCUGCUGGGUCAAGCCCUGGCUCUUUCUCUAAGACUAAGGACACUCCUCUCAAGAUCUACUCUUCGUCUAUCCAGUCUUCCCCGCUCACCCCUUCUUGGGGUCUUACCUAGAAUCUAUAGAAUAGAAUAGUGUGCGAGGGGCUUGGACUUCCAUCAAGCAUGCAUGAGCGUGUUAGACAGGAGUAAGUGGAGACAACCGUUUUUUAUGACUUGAUGUGCUGUUGGAGUGUGAGCAAGGCAACAUUUAUGAAGGGAUUAAGGGAAACCGGCAGGCCUGACUUGAGUCUUGGAGAUGGGAAGUACAGUGCUUGCACUCUGAAGGAGUGUAGUCACGGCUCUUGAAAGACUGUCAGGGAGUGAAUGAUGAUGAAAGUGUUUCUUCUUUUUUGGGUCACCCUGCCUUAGUGGGAAACGGUCGAUGUGUUAAUAACAAGACUAAUAAUAAUAAUAAUAAUAAAUAAUAAU
Cherax quadricarinatus is the source of this 1760-nucleotide messenger RNA. Lineage: Eukaryota; Metazoa; Arthropoda; Malacostraca; Decapoda; Parastacidae. The record is from RefSeq and is a predicted model, not a curated record.